Messenger RNA from Dentiscutata erythropus, 222 nucleotides. The record is from the annotation of a GenBank genome assembly. Lineage: Eukaryota; Fungi; Glomeromycota; Glomeromycetes; Diversisporales; Gigasporaceae.
AUGGCAUUACAUGAGAUGCACGUGGGAAAAGAAAGUGCCAACAUGUUAUUAUUAUUAUCAGUUUGGGUAGAAAAACAAAAGUACAACCUGGCUCAGAACAAAACUACUUAUCUAGGCCCAGCAAAAUUCUGGGGGCAUAUGAUGUCUCAUUUGAAAUGUUGUGACGAUGGACAAUUACAAACGUAUACAAAACCUUUGGAAAUGGCCGACAGUGUUUCAUAG